This is a messenger RNA of Helicoverpa zea (corn earworm), 1145 nucleotides long. RefSeq names its product nuclear factor 1 B-type-like. The record is from RefSeq and is a predicted model, not a curated record. The transcript is spliced from 2 exons. Lineage: Eukaryota; Metazoa; Arthropoda; Insecta; Lepidoptera; Noctuidae. The coding region runs from base 100 to 1038 and encodes 312 amino acids.
UGAAUACAACACUUUUCCUUUCGCAAUACGCGUUUUCCCCUCAAGUAAAUAAUGUAAUUAUAUUCACACAUACACGCGUCGCUGUAUUCGUUACACAUAAUGGCGAAAUGGGAGCUUUUGAUUUUCAUCGCUUUCGCUGCACUAGUAAGCUGCACCGAAGUUGAUGAUAACGAGCAGAAGAAACGGAACGCUGGGAAGGGGACCAGUAUAAAUGCUAUUCCUACGGGAGCACAAAAGCAAGAUUAUACUUAUAGUAUCUAUACACAAAAUCCUAGUUCACAAAGCAGUUCGACUGGUGGGUCGUCGUAUCAAUCACAACCACCGAAUUCCUUCUACCCGAGUCAAGGAAGCAGUCAGUACUACACUUCACCAAACACACAGACUGAUACAUCGUCAUCCUCUUACAGUAAUCAACAGCAACCCCAGAUAAACCUGUUGCCCCCGCAGACCACUUCCCAGUUUGUACCACUGAACUUCGUGCCAAAUCCCGGUUACCAGUCCAAAUACCACAUAGUUCCUUCUAAGUCAACUGGUAAUAUUCAGUUAGCUUUUGUACAGCAACCGGCCAGUUAUCCAACUCAGCCUAUUGUUCCUUAUGCUCCUCAAUUGUUUUCUCCUAAUCCUACAAGUCAGAUAAGUCCUCAUCAGAAUCCAUUGAUAAAUUCGCUGCCUCAUGGACACUUUAAUGUGCCUAACUACCAGCCUUUGUCUCUUGGUGGAUCUUAUUUAGCCCAGCCGUCAACUAUGCUGCUGUUUGCUCAGCCAAAUCCAUCGCCAUAUAAUAACCUGCUUUACCAAAACCCUGUGCAAAGCUUCUAUAAUUACUAUCCCACCAAUUCUCAAAGCAAAUAUAAUGUCCAAUAUGUACCGCAAGGAUCGUCGUCUGAGUAUGAAAAGUUGCAGGGUCCCAUAUCCCAGAGUGUUCCAAAGGAGGAUAAUGAUAUUACCCACAAUAGUGAAUACAGUUCGCCGUCUGAUUCUAGCUCCAGCUACAAGAGUGCCUAUUCGGCUAGUCGUAAUACGUACGGUAAACUAUAGCCAUAUAGCUUUAAGCGUUUAAGUAGCACCCAAAUAGUUAUUAAUUGGACAUAUAGUUGCCAUUACGUUAACCACAGAUAUUUAUUGCAAAUGGGAGAUUGUUUAGU